Pseudogymnoascus destructans is the source of this 2631-nucleotide messenger RNA. RefSeq lists its product as uncharacterized. The transcript is spliced from 2 exons. The record is from RefSeq and is a predicted model, not a curated record. Gene Ontology annotation, molecular function: protein disulfide isomerase activity. Lineage: Eukaryota; Fungi; Ascomycota; Leotiomycetes; Thelebolales; Thelebolaceae. The coding region runs from base 322 to 2427 and encodes 701 amino acids. Gene Ontology annotation, cellular component: endoplasmic reticulum.
CGCAACGUGGUACAGCUAACUCCAGUGGCAUAAUCCUUCCAACGACAAUGUCGAUCACUGUUUUCUCUCCUUUGUCGCCAUGUGCUUGAAGAACUACUAGGUUUCCUCUUUCUACUGAACCUGUUCUGUCGCAUAAUCUGUCCAGCACAGUCGCCAGGGUAUCUCCGAAUCGAUCGACAUAAUUGAAACGAGUAGCUUCUCCCAGGUGCAAACGGAAGUCGCAUUCACGCUACCCACGCGCCUGUCGGCCUCGCAAAUCGAACUGCAGGCUUCUCUAUAUAAUAAUACAGCUUGGACGCGCGCGAGCGGUACGACUACAAUAUGCGAUUCCUCUCGUCGACCGCGCUGCUCGUAGUGGGAGCUCUUGCCACGUUGAUAAGAGCUGUGGAUACAAAGACAGAUGUGUCAAAAGAUGCGGGCGACUCGCCAGCGGACGAAACAUAUACAACCUUCAAUGGCCAGAAGGUGCCAGAACUAAAGGAAGUCGGAGAUAAGGCGCUGGACGAGUUGAUCCAGAAUGGGUAUACAGCUGUCAAGUUCUAUUCUCCAGGAUGCCAUCACUGCCAAGCGAUGGCUCCAGCAUGGAAGACCAUUUACGAAUAUUAUUGGACUUCGAAGCCUGUGCCGUCGACGACUACAGAAACCAAGGAGAGUCUUAAUGAUUUCCACCAUUACUACGGUUUCGACUUUGCCAGUGUCAACUGUAUAGCCUAUGGAGACAGCUGUUUCAAGUACGGCGUUGAUGGGUUUCCCGUUAUUAAAAUAUUCAAGGAUGGGAAGGAGGUAGACGAGUACAUCAGAAAAUCGGAUAUGCCAGCAAUGGGCGUUGAAACUAUCGGGAAGUUUAUUGAGAAGACACUGGAGACCAUCAGGCCGGGAUCCCGCGUCAAGGAUGGACCAGUGUGGCCAGAAGCAGGAGCAAAGAGUGUUGAGGGACUCAGCACUUCAGCGGCUGCUCCGAAGCCAACGGCUAUAGCAAAGACGAAUGCGAUCGCGCCGUCAACCCCCCCUAAGAAACCAAAAUCUCACAAAACCCCUUCAACCCCUGCAAACCCCCAUGGGGCGUCCGUCUCAUUUACUCCUGAGAGUUUCCAUACGCAGGUUACAGUGUCGCGGGACUCAUGGUUCGUCAAGUUCUAUGCUCCUUGGUGUCACCACUGCCAAACCCUUGCGCCGAUCUGGUCGGAGCUGGCGAAGGAAAUGGAGGGCAAGCUGAACAUUGGCGAAGUUAAUUGCGAGGAGCACAAGGCGUUUUGCAAGGAAGCGAAAGUACAAGGAUACCCGACUUUGGCCUUCUUUAGCGGUGGUGAACGAGUCGAUUACGAUGGACUGAGAGGCCUUGGAGAUUUGACCAGGUGGGCAGGCAGCGCAAUUGGGAUCGGUGAAGGCGUUAUGGAUGUCACAGCCGCCGAAUUCAAAACCUUGGAAGAGACGGAAGAGGUCAUUUUUGUCUACUUUUACGACCAUGCCACAACCAGCGAGGAUUUUGAUGCUCUCGACCGAGUUAUCCUGAGCUUGAUCGGCCAGGCGACGUUGGUAAAGACCAAAGAUCCAGAAAUGUAUGAACGGUUCAAGAUCACCACCUGGCCGCGACUGUUAGUGUCGAGGGAUGGCCGUCCAACUUACUACACUGCCCUUGCACCGUACGACAUGCGCGAUUAUCGUGGAGUCAUGCAGUGGAUGCAGUCUGUCUGGCUCCCUAUUGUGCCCGAGCUUCUUCCAGGAAACGCACGUGAAAUCAUGGACGGCAAGCUUGUCGUCCUGGCCAUCCUCAGACGGGAACGUCAAGAUGAGUUUAAGGCCGCUAAAAACGAGAUCAAGUCUGCAGCGAUGGAAUGGAUGGACAAGCAGAUUCAAAUGUUCCAGCUGGAGCGUCAGGAAUUCAGAGAUGCCAAGGGGCUCCGCAUCAAGGAGGCCGAGGCAAAGGAUGACCAGCGUGCAGUCAGAGCAGCGAAGAGCAUUCGCAUCGAUAUGACCAAAUCGGACCGCAAGGAAGUUACCUUUGCCUGGGUUGAUGGUGUAUUUUGGGAGAGAUGGAUUCGAACGACUUAUGGGAUCAAUAUCGCGGAUGGGGAGAGGGUUAUUAUCAAUGACGAGGAUAACCGACGCUACUGGGAUACUACUAUUAACGACAACUCCAUCCUGGCAUCUCGCACGUCCAUACUAGAAACCAUCCCCAAGGUGAUCACGUCGCCUCCGAAAAUCAAGCCAAAGUACACCAUCUCGAAUUUCUCAAAGGUCUUCUUUGACAUCCGCCGCGGCGCGGGAGCGCAUCCAAUACUGACCAUCGGACUGGUCGUUGCAAUUAUAUUAGCAGUCGUCGGAUUGGGACGCAAGAAGAGGAGAUCACGUGGAGGGUUCUUCCGCCUCGACGACGAGAAGAACCUGGGUCUGUUGGGGGGCGGUGGAAACGGAAAGGUGGACUGAGAAAGGCGACGAGAGUUGUAUGGUCGGGAACGAUGAGUGUAAAUCAUUGGGGGGCUAUUGGCGUUUCAAGUAUUCAUAGUGCCUUUUUGGGUGUUUCUUGGCUAGCGGGCCUGGACAACGAUAUUCCAUGCCCGUGGCUCAUGCAUUGCCAGGUGUAUGGGGUGUAAUUAUUAUGGUUUCUCACAAAUAACUGAUGCAUCAAAU